Molecule: messenger RNA, 3861 nt
Organism: Amborella trichopoda
Lineage: Eukaryota; Viridiplantae; Streptophyta; Magnoliopsida; Amborellales; Amborellaceae
Source: RefSeq, a predicted model, not a curated record
CGUCCGACCCGACCCUUUCGUCAGCUUUUAUCUCUUCAUUAUCCAUCCAGAAACAAAAUAAUAUAAUAUACCACACCUGGCCUUCUUCCUCCUCUCAUUGGACACCUCCCAAAUGAGAGAUGCUCCUUCUUCAUCUUCAUUUUUAGUUUACCAGCCACAAGCUCUUCCUCCUUUCUCCAUUAAUAUCCAGAAUGGGCUCUUUUGUCUUUGCCCUAGCGCUUCAGUUGAGGUGCGUUAAGCUUGAUGCCUAAGCAAAAAAAAUGGCAUCAUUUUGAUUUUGAUGUCUUGUCAUUUUAUAGGUACCCCUGGUCUGCAACAGUUGUGAUGGUGAUUUUGAGCCAUUGAAAUAAGAUGCCCUUCUUUUCUUCUUUGAUUUAAUGGGAAACCUGAUGACUUCAGAGUUGGUGCUUCCCCUUUUUGGCUAAUUCAGAACUUGAUUGCUCACUGCAUUUGAUCAUUGAUUCCCAUAUCAUUUCUGUAUUUAGGAUUUCUUUUUCUUCCUCUUUUUGGAGAAAUGGAGUUUAAUCGAUUAGGGCUCGUUGUGUUUCAGUAUGAAUGGUGUCCUUACUAUACCUGAUUGUGUUGGAUAAGAAAUAGCAAGUGUUGAUUCUUUAAUUCAUCAUUUUUGGAGAUAGUUUAGGGUUUUUUCAGUUAUGGUUUCUAUGAAUGCAUCGCAUGCACAGAGGGCUGCACUUUCUGGCAAAGAUAAUGAAGUUGGGGGGUUUCCUGUUGAAUCAUUUCUUAAUUCUUUGAAUUCCAUGAAAGAUGCCCUCUUGCCUUUUGAAUUGGGCAUUCAGCGAGCUGCAAAGGAAUUGGAAUCUUGCUGGUUAGGUCCCAAAAAUGGAACGGGGAAUAUGUGGAUGUUGAAAGUUCCUAUCAAGGAGGAGCCCGAUGCCAGCGCUCGGAACUUUUCUGUUAAGAAGAAUGGCCAUGGUGCUGGUGUUUCUUGUUCGAGUAGUGUUCCUUCAGCAUCUAUUGAUGAUAGAAAGAAAAGCUUCACUUUGAAGAUCCCUAUUAAGGCUUGGGGCACACUUUUUCCCAACUCAGGGAGCAACAGUAAAGGGGAAGUCGCAAAGAAGGUCUCAAAAGAGAGGGUGGAGAAAAUAGCAAGUACUGAUUCGUUGUGUGAUUCAUCGGCUGGUAAAGAUGAGUCUUGCACAACUUGCUUGCAAUUUGCCUUGACCUGGUCGCUCCUUCUGAAUAACAUAGCACAGGCAAUUCCAAGUCCUUUCAAAAGUGUGAAAAAAUGUUUCCAAAAGCAAGGAAAUGAUUCCUAUAUGAUUGAUUCUAGACUUCCAAGGACAUCGACACCAUGUAAGAGGAAGCAGCAGAGAACUGAUGGCUAUUCAGUAAAAUGUCAAGACAAUGUUGGGAAUAAAGAAGGAGAAGCCUUUUCCUUUGAGUUUUUAUUGGGUUUGGUAUUUGAUCAUUGGUUACAAAACCUUCACAAGUUUGAUCAGUGCAUUCGAGAUACGAAAUAUGAUCAUGGUGCUCCAAUUAGUGGCAAAGAACAAGAAUUUGUAUCCAAAGACUGUGACAAGAAAGGCGCAGAAUGUUCCCAAACUCACUGUCUUGGGGUCCUGACAAGUAUUUGGAAAGGUAGAAAAGCGGAUGUUGAUGGGUUAUUGGGGAACCUCAGAUUUGCUAGGAUGAAUGGGGUACCAAGUAUGUUGGGUGUGACUACAGUCAAAGAUGAUUGUCAAGAUGAUUCAUGUAGUAGUGGUGGUAGUGACCCAGAGGCCAAUACUCCACAGAAGCAGGCAAUUGGGUUGCUUCAGAUUCCAUUAUCAAAUGUUGAGAGAUUGAAAAGCACACUCUCUACUGUCUCGUUCACUGAAUUGAUUGAUUUAGUCACACAGAUAGGGCGUUCCUCAAAGGAUCAUCCCGAUAAAAAGAAACUUUUUUCAGUACAGGAUUUCUUUAGGUAUACUCAAUCAGAAGGAAGACGUUUUUUUGAAGAACUGGACAGAGAUGGUGAUGGUCAGGUGACACUAGAAGAUCUUGAAAUUGCGAUGAGGAAGAGAAGAUUACCUAAGAGAUAUGCUCGUGACUUUUUGCGUCGGACAAGAAGCCACCUAUUUGCAAAAUCAUUUGGUUGGAAACAGUUCUUAUCCCUAAUGGAACAGAAGGAACCAACAAUGCUCCGGGCUUAUACUACUCUUUGUUUGAGCAAAUCUGGAACCCUACAGAAAAGUCAAAUUGUUGCAUCAUUAAAGAAUGCAGGACUUCCUGCUAAUGAAGAAAAUGCUGUUGCUAUGAUGCGUUUCUUGAAUGCAGACACUGAAGGGUCUAUCUCUUAUGGUCAUUUCCGCAACUUUAUGCUUCUACUUCCGUCAGAUCGCCUUGAAGAUGAUCCUCGGAAUCUCUGGUUUGAAGCAGCAACUGUGGUUGCUGUUGCCCCACCUAUGGAAAUACCUGCUGAAAGUGUUCUAAAGUCUGCAUUGGCAGGGGGACUUGCUUGUGCACUUUCAACUUCUUUAUUGCAUCCGGUUGACACAAUGAAGACUCGUGUGCAAGCAUCAACAUUAUCAUUUCCGGAGCUUAUUGCAAAACUUCCUCAAAUUGGAAUACAAGGUUUAUACAGGGGCUCUAUACCAGCAAUUCUUGGGCAGUUUUCAAGCCACGGAUUGCGGACUGGAAUUUUUGAAGCAAGUAAGUUGGUGUUAGCAAAUGUUGCCCCAAAUGUUCCUGAAAUUCAGGUCCAAUCACUUGCUUCCUUCUGCAGCACCAUCCUAGGAACUGCAGUUAGGAUCCCAUGUGAAGUGUUGAAGCAGAGGCUACAGGCAGGCAUAUUUGAUAAUAUGGGUGAGGCCAUCAUUGGCACCUUGCACCAGGAUGGCUUUAAGGGCUUCUUUCGUGGAACAGGGGCUACGCUCUGUCGUGAGGUUCCUUUCUAUGUUGCUGGUAUGGGGCUCUAUGCAGAAGCCAAAAAGUUUUUUGGUGGUCAUCCAGUUGACGCCCGAACUUACCUCACCAAUGGGCUUCGGCCUCAGCCGAGAUACUCAGCCAAGUUCAAGUAGACUCGACUGAGUCCAAAAACAAUGCAGUGAACAUAUAUUCACUGUCUCAUUGGCCCUUCAUAGCCUUGCACAAUGCCUGCAGCACGGAGCUCACUACUGUGGCUUCAAUUAUUUCCGUAAGUAUAGGGGACGGUUGAGAGCAAUGGAAAUAGUUUCUAUUUGGAAAUUUCAAUAACGUGAUUCAUUUUCUCUUUAUUAACACCCUUGUAUCUUUCCAAAUGAAAAUCACUAGUGGAGCCUCUCUUAGACUUAAUGGAGAAUAAGUAUCCACAAAUUUAAACAAUAUAAAAGCUAAAUGGUGAAAUGAAAGUUCUGUUCAUAUCAUUUCGGUGCUUCCCAACAAACAUUGAGAAAGCAAGCAAUUAUGUCCUGCUACCUUAUGUGUAAAUAGUUCCUAGGACAAAAGAAAAAAGGAGUUUCUUGGCUGUGAGAUGAUCGUCUGUGGCAAAAUGGCAAUUAAUAGUUGUUGUGAGCCCCUUAAUUAGGAGGAAGGUUCUCUGAAGCCUAUUUGUAAGAUUGCGGACGCAAAACUCAGGAGCCCCGCGUGCAGGUUUUGAUGCAAUUUAUUGCAUGGUUCUGAAUUUUCAGAUACAUCACAAUCUAAACCUUACCAUAGAUGAUCACCCGACAAUGUGCUUUAUUACGCAUGUAUUGGCCAGAAUAUUUAGGAAAUAAAUAGAUGCCAUGAAAGUGAUUUCAGAUUCGAUGUUUACUGUAUAUUUCACAUUAAAUGUAUCGACAUUUCAGCAACUCUGUAUCUGCACGUGUGCUAUGUUUGGUUCUAGUAAUUUUUUUAUUUGACUACGUACAGCAAAUGCUUAAAAUAAUCCAAUGAGUGUCG